Seriola dumerili (greater amberjack) is the source of this 3342-nucleotide messenger RNA. RefSeq names its product guanine nucleotide-binding protein G(o) subunit alpha (gene gnao1a). The transcript is spliced from 8 exons. NCBI's taxonomy places the organism in Eukaryota, Metazoa, Chordata, Actinopteri, Carangiformes, Carangidae. Gene Ontology annotation, cellular component: heterotrimeric G-protein complex. The coding region runs from base 608 to 1672 and encodes 354 amino acids. Gene Ontology annotation, molecular function: G-protein beta/gamma-subunit complex binding; GTP binding; mu-type opioid receptor binding. Gene Ontology annotation, biological process: G protein-coupled dopamine receptor signaling pathway; adenylate cyclase-modulating G protein-coupled receptor signaling pathway. The record is from RefSeq and is a predicted model, not a curated record.
CCUACCGGAGCUACCGGGAGGCAGUAGCGUUACAGAGCGAGUCCCCGCCGCCCGCCCCGGAGGAACCAAACGGAGGAAGGUCCACUGUGAGCCGCCGUGAGAACCAAACGAUGCCAGCGCUGCUCACCGCCGCCCAGUAACACGUACUAUCGACAAACUGAGAAGAGAAGAGAACCGUUACCGUGGUUUACCGACAGAAAAAAAACAAAAAAACAGAAAAAGACACGGAGGACGGACGGACCGACAGACCACAACGCUUGAGAAACAAACCGCUAAAAGCUGCGGAGGCUACAUCGUGUUGUUUUUUUCUUUUGCGCUGUGGAUCAAACCGAGUGGAUCCUUGAUUUAAAUGCUUUAACGGUUCCGUACCCCCGGUUUGAGAGCGAGACAGAGGGAGCUGCCCAGAGAGCGAAAGAAAGAGACUGAGGGAGAGGGAUCGAAGGUAUAGCGCAGAAAAAGGAGGAAAUAAACUAAGAUAGAAAAAAAAAAAAAGGAUUUGCAGCCAGCUUUGUUUCCACGCGCAAGUUUCACUGAAUCCACCUUUUUAAUUGCUUUUUCUUCCGUGGAUCCCGGUACCGGUAACGCUAUCAAGCUGUGUUCUCUAACCAUGGGAUGUACUCUGAGCGCAGAGGAGAGGGCGGCUCUGGACCGGAGCAAAGCCAUCGAGAAAAACCUCAAGGAGGACGGUCUCACCGCGGCCAAAGAUGUUAAACUGCUGCUGCUCGGGGCUGGAGAGUCAGGGAAAAGCACCAUCGUCAAACAGAUGAAGAUCAUCCAUGAGGACGGUUUCUCUGGUGACGACGUAAAGCAGUACAAGCCUGUCGUUUACAGCAACACCAUCCAAUCUCUGGCUGCCAUCGUCCGUGCCAUGGAUACACUGGGCCUGGAGUAUGGAGACAAAGAACGCAAGGCGGAUGCUAAGAUGGUGUGCGAUGUCGUCAGUCGUAUGGAAGACACGGAGCCUUACUCUGCCGAGCUGCUCUCCGCCAUGAUGCGUCUGUGGUCCGACUCUGGCAUCCAGGAGUGCUUCAGCCGCGCCCGAGAGUACCAGCUCAACGAUUCAGCGCAGUACUACCUAGACAGCCUAGAUCGGAUUGGUGCAACAGACUACCAGCCGACAGAGCAGGACAUCCUGAGGACCCGAGUGAAGACCACAGGCAUCGUUGAGACACACUUUACCUUCAAAAACCUUCACUUCAGGCUGUUUGAUGUGGGAGGUCAGAGGUCGGAGAGGAAGAAGUGGAUCCACUGUUUUGAGGAUGUCACAGCCAUCAUUUUCUGUGUGGCACUCAGCGGAUACGACCAGGUGCUGCAUGAGGACGAGACCACGAACCGCAUGCACGAGUCUCUGAAGCUCUUUGAUUCCAUCUGUAACAACAAGUGGUUUAAGGACACCUCCAUCAUCCUCUUCCUGAACAAGAAGGACCUCUUUGAAAGCAAGAUCAGCAAGUCACCACUGUCCAUCUGCUUCUCCGAAUACACUGGUCCAGACACUUACUUGGAAGGAAUAGCCUACAUUAAGUCUCACUACGAGAGCAAGAACAAGUCGCCCAACAAGGAGGUCUACUCCCACGUGACCUGCGCUACAGACACCAACAACAUCCAGUUUGUCUUUGAUGCUGUUACUGAUGUCAUCAUAGCGAAUAACUUGCGGGGCUGUGGCCUUUACUAAUGAUGCUAUUAAAUGUUAGCCAAUAUGCAAGAUGGGUGUUUGACUUGUAUUUACCCAUGUGGUACCUACGUGGGUAAAUACAUUUGGUACAACCUAUGUGGUAUAUGCCACACAACCUAUGUGGUAUCUAUCACACAACUAUUGUGGUAUACCACAUAGGUUGUGUGGCUCAUGUCAUUGUGUAAUUGUGUCAAAUAUGGGGUGUGAGUUGUGGUCAUGAUGUCAUCGUACUGCUUAACCAUAAGGCUGAUCAUUGGUUCAACUUGACUCUUAAUUAACGAAUUGAUUGGUUGGUUGAGAUGUUAUUUAAUCUAUUUGCCUUUUUUCAUUCAUCAUGUCAGUUCCUAGCAAAGAACCACCAGCACAUUCCAGGUACACUGUACAUUGUGUGUUUGAUUGUAUCUCAACUCCAAAUCUGUUGCUGGUGUGCUGCAGAUAUUUUGCACAAUACCUAGAGUUAACUCCUCUGGGACACGAGGUUCCUGGGACUUAUUUGUACAUAUAGCAGUGCCUUACUCAUUGCCCUAGAUGAGAUGCAGUCUAAGUGCACCCCUCUAAGAAAUCCAGGAGUAGUCCUCAAAAAUGAAAUUGUGAGAUAUUUCUCAUUAUUUUAAAAUGUCAGUUGUCAUUCUGAUAUCUUAUAUUUUAGUCAGUUAGGUUCAUGAAGGGCCAAUGUGAAACUGCGUUAAACGAUGUCAAUGAACAAGUCCUAAUCAGAAGUUCAGUUCACUCUCAGUUUAGUUCAGAGAGGUGUUCUUCAGAGUUAAUUAUGUAUAUGAGAUAUUAGCCCCUGUAUGUCAGGGGCACUCUGGCGGCCAAGGGGUUAGGGCACAUACUAUACAACUGUGAUGUCACAAUUUAAAUUCCAGCUGGGGACCUUUGUUGCAUGUCAUACUCCACCCUCUCUCUCUCCCUAUAUUUCUGCAAAAAACAACUUCGCUCAUGCCGUGUUGUGAUAUUCAUUCCUCUGAUGUUUGUGGUACACUGCAUAGUGUCAGACUGUUGCAUUUAGCCAUGCCCAUUAAACUGUGGAACUUCAAAACGGCUAAUCUUAAAUAAAUACAUAAAUGCAUACAUAAAUAAAAGAUGCAAUGAACCAAAACCAUAAUAGAUAAAUACUGAAGAAAAUAGAUGAACUCAUCAUUAUGACGUUAAAUUAAAAUCGAACUCAUUAUAAUGAUCAUAAUAAUGUGUUUUCACAGUAAUAGUUUAACAGUUCAUUUAAAAUAUUUCUUUUAAUGUCUCCCUGAAAUAAGAAGAAACUUGUUAAAAGGUACAUUUUGAAAUUGCUAUAAUUAAAUAAGAAUGAACCAUAAUUAAGUAAUUUUACAUUGAAUUUAGCACUUUUUCAUAUGAUUAUUAAGUUCAUAAUGUAUUUUUAUUGUAUAUACUGAAUUUAUUUAUUUGAUAUUGGCCUGUACAGAGUUCCAUAUUAAACAGUGUGAUGCCUUUGUGAGUUCUGGAUUCAACAAAUAGGACUAAUUAAUGGUACCCUGUCCAUUCAUCUUAUCCUACCCUCAAAGGCCUCAGAGAAACAUGUAGGAUCAUAAGAGCCUCAUGUCAACUUCAAUAUAGCAAAGCUUCUCUCACUGAAAACCUGCGGGAGCAGAGGGAUUUUCGGGGGGAGAGGAUUGUUCAGAAUACUAAAUGUAAUUAGACCAGAAAUAAUC